CCGGGCAGUACCGCCUCCGCGGGGCCCUGGCAGCGGCACAGAGCCAUGCAGCUCCUCGGCGGGAUGCCGCCGGCGCGGCUCUUCCUCGCCCUUUGCGUCUGGAGGCUGGUGCCGCGCCGGGAGGCCGCAGGAACAGAUGAAGUGGUCUUUGGGCAGGUGGGAGGAAGCAUCCUCCUUUUAUGCCGGAAUGUGUCCAAGGAAGCCACCGAGGUGGUCUGGUUCCAAGGGGAUCCGCACUCCUUCCCACCUCUCUUCUCCUCGAGGGUCUCCUUCCCCCCGGACGUCCGCUUUUCCCUGGUGGACAACAGCUCCCUGAGCAUCACAGAGCUGCGUGUGCAGGACGAGGGCAACUACACCUGCAGGGAAGUGCUGAACAAGACGGACCAUGAGCACAGGGUGCAGCUCCUCGUGGCCAAUCCACCACAGGCGACCCCCAAGUGCUGGGCUGAGACCUCCUCGUCAGGGCUGAUGCUGCAGCUGUUCUGCAGCUGGCCCGGGGGGUACCCCCACCCCACCCUGCACUGGAGAGAAGAGGGGCAGGAUUUGGAGAACUCCAGCUGGGUCAUCAGCUCCACCAGCUCCUCAGACACCCACGUGGAGACGCUGAACAGCUCCCACCUCUCCCACCGAAAGGUCUUCAAGUGUGUGGGCAGCCACGUCGUGAAGCAGGAGCAGCCUGCCUGCACUGUGGAGAUAAAACUCCCUUCCUUGGAAUCUGAGCCCCCCCAGACGUGCUUUGUGGGUGACAAUGUGACCCUGACCUGCCGGGUGACCGAGAGCACCCCGGCAGCUCGGCUCAGCUGGCUCCGGGACAUCACGCAGCCCGAGGUGGAGAUCCAGCCUGGGGGGAGGUUCCUCAUCGCCCAGGAGGGCAACGUGUCCCGGCUCACCAUCCAGAACUGCUCCCAGGGCACUGACGGCGGCUGCUACGUCUGCAAGGCGCAGAACCCCGUGGGGCUCAGGGAGCUCUUCGUCUGCCUCACGGUGAAGCAGCCAGUGAACAUCCUUGGGGUCGUGGGUGCUGUGGUGGUGCUGUCCAUCCUGGCUGUUCUCACCGUCACCGGCGUUGUGUUGUACUACAAUCCCCUCCUGUGCCUCAGAGGUGCUGCGUUCAGGAAUGCAGACUCUGGGGAUGUCUUAGUGCUGGUGGACUCUGAAGAUGAUGAGGAGGGGAAGGGGUCCGAGGAGGCCCUGAGCAGCUGCACCGAGCACGAGGCCAUGGCGCUGGUCAGUGGCAGCAGGGCCCAGGCUGCUCACCUGAAGCACCUCAGGGAAGGUGACGAUGACGAGCUCCAUGGCGGGGUCUCUCCACAGGAAGUGAGAGAAGAGACACGAGGCUCAUAGCUUCUGUUCCUUCUUGAGGAAGCACAUGGAGCUCCAGCUGGAAUCCAGCAUCAAGCAGGCCCUCACUGUGUGUGGCUGAGCACAGGCUGUCGGUGUCCUGUCCCAGGACACUUCAGGGAGAGCCUUCCCACCUCUUUCUGCACCUACCCUUCCACAGUUUCACUCUGUCCUUCACCAGCCAUUUCUUCUCUUCCAUUUUCCUCCUUGUCUUGGGUGUCCCUAAAACAAGGUGACAUCCAGCACAGGCAGAGCAUGGGAACACCCCCUCACUUCGAUGCCUGUGACAGACUCAAAUUCCUCUGUGAGGUUCUGGCUCAGUCCCCAUGAGCAGCUCGGGGAUGGAGAAAGUCACCAGGGGGUGACUGCAGCCAGUGGUCCUGGGGCAAGGGAAGAAACAAGGGGUGUGUGGGCAGGAGGUGGGUGAUGCUGGCUCUGAGGAGGCUGAGUUGUUUGUAUUAUAAAUAUUUCUCCUGUA
This is a messenger RNA of Hirundo rustica (Barn swallow), 1819 nucleotides long. It is a transcript of the gene VSIG10, whose product is annotated as V-set and immunoglobulin domain containing 10. NCBI's taxonomy places the organism in Eukaryota, Metazoa, Chordata, Aves, Passeriformes, Hirundinidae. The record is from RefSeq and is a predicted model, not a curated record. The transcript is spliced from 8 exons. Bases 46 to 1344 code for a protein of 432 amino acids.